Molecule: messenger RNA, 1893 nt
Organism: Esox lucius (northern pike)
Lineage: Eukaryota; Metazoa; Chordata; Actinopteri; Esociformes; Esocidae
Gene: tada3l
Product: transcriptional adaptor 3 (NGG1 homolog, yeast)-like
Exons: 9
Coding region: 175-1473 (432 amino acids)
Biological process (GO): regulation of transcription by RNA polymerase II
Cellular component (GO): SAGA complex
Molecular function (GO): transcription coactivator activity
Source: RefSeq, a predicted model, not a curated record
UACAAUUAAUUUAGGUCUCUGACAAAUAUUAUGUUAUUAAAUGUUAUUUAUGUUAACUAACUUAAAUAAUUGCAUGUUAAUGCAUUUCCUGAAUAUUCCUACCCCCCGUUUUCCUUAGAUGGCUCAGUCAAUAAUGGAUGCCAGGCUAAAGAGACAUAGCCCGCUCUAACCAUCAUGAUGAGUGAACUGAAGGACUGCCCGCCGCUAAAGUACUACGACUUCAAGCCAGUAGAGCAUGUCAAGCUGUGCCCCCGCUACACUGCAGUGCUUGGGCGUUCAGAGGACGAUGGUAUUGGUAUUGAGGAGCUGGACACACUGCAACUGGAGCUGGAGACUCUCCUGUCCUCCGCUAGCCGGCGUCUCAGAGCUCUUGAAGAACAGAGACAGAUCCUAACAGACUGGCAGGAUAAGAAGGGGGACAAGCGCUUUCUGAAGCUGGGAAAGGACACAGACCUCUCUGCCUCAUCACGUCACAAACCUAAAAAGCAGAAACUCGAUGGAAAGGGCAGUCAUGGGCCUGGGCCUGGUCCUGGACGACCAAAAUCAAAAAAUGUGCAGCCAAAAGUCCAGGAGUACGAGUUAAGUGAGGAUCCUCAGGACAUUCCCCGUAAUCCUAAGAAUGAUGCCCCCAACAGAUUUUGGGCAUCAGUAGAGCCAUACUGUGCUGACAUUACAAAUGAAGAAAUUCGGGUUCUGGAAGAACUCCUGAAGCCCCCAGAUGAUGAGGCUGAAUACUACAAGAUUCCGGCCCUGGGAAAACACUACUCUCAGCGAUGGGCUCAGGAGGACCUACUGGAGGAGCAGCGGGAAGGAGCGCGAGCCAACGACAAGAAGAAAAGCCUUAUGGGACCACUGUCUGAACUUGACGCCAAAGAUGUGGAUGCCCUGCUAAAGAAGUCAGAGUCCCAGCACGACCCCCCAGAAGAUGGCUGUCCCUUUGGUCCUCUCACACAGCGGCUCCUUCAGGCUCUUGUUGAGGAGAAUAUCAUAUCGCCCAUGGAAGAUUCUCCAAUCCCUGACCUAUCAGGGAAGGAUGGUGGAAACGAUGCGGCGGGGACAUCACCUCGCAGCCAGGGCAAAUCUUUCAGUGUUCCUCAUACUCGCUCCCUAGAGGCCCGGAUCAAGGAGGAGCUGAUCGCUCAGGGGCUGCUGGAUUCUGAGGAGCGGCCCGGAGCGGGUGGAGACUCGGAGGAUGAGGUGCUGGCUGAGCUCCACAAGAGGCAGGCUGAACUGAAAGCCCUGAGUGCCCACAACCGAUCCCGAAAGCAGGAGUUACUCCGCCUGGCGAAAGAGGAGAUGCGGAAGCAGGAAUUGCGCCAGAGAGUCCGGGUGUCUGAUAAUGAGGUCAUGGAGGGCUUCCGUCGCAUCAUGGCUGCAAGACAGAAGAAACGCACACCAACAAAGAAGGAGAAAGAUCAAGCAUGGAAAGCACUGAAGGAGAGAGACAGCAUCCUCAAGCUUUUGGAUGGCUAAAGGGGCAGUGGGAGUGAGGAGACAUUUUCCAGUCUGACUAUGUAUACUGUUGUAAGUGUGUCUGUGAUCAUACACUUCACUCCAUAGUAGCCAUUAACCUUUUAUCACAUUUUCUUACUCUAUAUAACUCUCCAUUGGAAAUCCUGUGAGUACUUACAAUGAUGUAGUAUUAUUUUCAUAGUGGUUGAAACUCAAUGUAAAAAAUGGACGCAUGCUUUUAUUGUUUAGAUUGUAUGAAUAUGAUAACUAAACUUGUAACGUAGAGUUUUUAUGAUUGGAACAUCCUUACCCGAAGAGCUCAUGAGGAUUUAAUUUUGUACUUAUGUGUACAUAACUGCCAUUUGUUUUGUAACAGCUAUUGUUUUUUUCAACUGGCAUUUUCCAAGGUCUGUGUUGAUUUGGUUUUUAUUUCAUUUUCAA